GACCAGCUCUUGUCCGACAAAUCCACAUGGACUUUCCGCCCCGCAUCGUUGCAGAUCCCGACCAGGACCAAGAGAGAACUCAUGCUGCAAUUUCAGCAGCUGGGGGGGCUCUUCACCUCGGUAUGUGUCCCGUUUCGCUUGCGCCGCUCGACUGAUCAGAUGCCGUGCAUGCGCAGAUGACGGUGGUGUCCCAUCUGAAAGCGACUGAAACCACGAACAGCAUCGUGCUUCAUGUGAGUUCUGCCUUCGAAGUACCUCCGUUGCCCAGAAGUUGUAACAAACCGGUCGCCGCAGUUGGUCGUCGAGAAUGUGGUGGCUGCCACAGGCCUCCCAGACCAAGGCGAAUACAUCUUCACACUUGAAUGCGACAUCGAACGGGGGAAGAUUACCAGCGUGACCGAGUUCUCGGACUCUGUGAGGAUGCACAGACUGUUCGAUCCAAGGAAUGGCGAGGGUUGGAAGUUGAUGAGAAAGGCCUACGAUUA
This is a messenger RNA of Mycena citricolor, 485 nucleotides long. NCBI's taxonomy places the organism in Eukaryota, Fungi, Basidiomycota, Agaricomycetes, Agaricales, Mycenaceae. The record is from the annotation of a GenBank genome assembly.